Messenger RNA from Funneliformis mosseae, 1446 nucleotides. Lineage: Eukaryota; Fungi; Glomeromycota; Glomeromycetes; Glomerales; Glomeraceae. The record is from the annotation of a GenBank genome assembly.
AUGAAAAGAUUUGAUUAUUGCAGAUAUUCAAAUUCCAGCAUUGCUACAAAUAUUGAAGGACAAAGUGAAAACAUUGAAAAUGGACAAUUUCACUCAGAAUUGUCUAAAGAUCAGAUCGUUAUCAAAGACAAAUCUAUCAAAAAAAAUGGCAUGCCACCUAUCAGCACAUUGCCAGUCGAAGAAAUUUUGAAAUCUUACUUAACAACUCUCGAUUUGGACAAUUGUGAGACGGAAAGUGAUAAUGCUUUCUUUGUCGCUGAUCUUGGUGAAAUAUAUCGUCAACACCUUCGUUGGAAAACUAAUUUGCCUAGAGUUGAGCCAUUUUACGCAGUUAAAUGUAAUACAGAUCUUACGUUGCUUAGAUUGUUGGCAGCUCUAGGAACAGGAUUUGAUUGUGCUAGCAAAUCUGAGAUAAAAACCAUUCUUGAUAUGGGUAUCGAUCCAUCUAAAAUCAUCUACGCUAAUCCAUGUAAACAAAGUUCGUUUAUACGAUUCGCCGCUGAGCAUGAUGUCAAAAUGAUGACAUUUGAUAAUGCGGAGGAACUCCGCAAAAUCAAACGUUUUUUUCCUAACGCUCAAUUGGUUAUUCGUAUUCUCACCGAUGAUUCUAAAGCUUUGAUCAAGCUGGGAACUAAAUUUGGUGCUUCUUUAAAUAACACGGGCUUUCUUUUACAAACUGCUCGUGAUUUAGGCUUAAGCGUCAUAGGAGUCAGUUUUCAUGUUGGUAGCGGUUGUUAUGAUGAAAAUGCUUAUAUUGAUGCUAUUCAUAGGGCUAGAUUUGUAUUUGAUCAAGCUACGGAAUUAGGUUUCAAUUUUCAUUUACUCGACGUUGGGGGUGGAUUUUCUUUUUCACACAAAAGUGAUGAUGGAAUCAGUUUUGAAAAAAUAGCGGCUCUACUUGGGCCUGCUAUUGAUAAAUAUUUUCCUCCCAAUAUCCGUGUCAUUGCUGAGCCUGGACGUUAUUAUGCAGCUCCAGCUUUUACUAUUGCUACGCAUAUUAUUGCUAAAAGAACGGUUCGUAGAGAUAUUGAAGAGGAGUAUAUUCCGAAUAUGAACGCCGACCAAAACGAUGUAUCGCCGACUGGGGACGACCAUCCAGCAUUUAUGUAUUAUAUUAAUGAUGGCCUAUAUGGCGCUUUCAAUUGUAUUCUUUAUGAUCAUCAACUUGUUACCCCCAAAGUUUUGAUGAAAGGAGGUAACUUUUUAUUUGGUGAAACAUUGGACGAACCUGAAUAUAGCUGUUUUAUUUGGGGACCAACUUGUGAUUCUAUUGACUGUAUCACAAAAAAUGGAAGUCUUCCUGAAUUAUUACCUGGUGAUUGGCUAUAUUUCGAAGAAAUGGGUGCCUAUACUAUUGCAGCAGCUACAAAAUUCAAUGGAUUUAAACAAAGUAAAAUUAUCUAUACCACCACUGAACCCCAUGUUCUUGAUGUGCUCUCUCUCUGA